Molecule: messenger RNA, 2307 nt
Organism: Parasteatoda tepidariorum (common house spider)
Lineage: Eukaryota; Metazoa; Arthropoda; Arachnida; Araneae; Theridiidae
Gene: nau
Product: myogenic-determination protein nautilus
Biological process (GO): regulation of transcription by RNA polymerase II; positive regulation of myoblast differentiation; muscle organ development
Molecular function (GO): RNA polymerase II cis-regulatory region sequence-specific DNA binding; protein dimerization activity; DNA-binding transcription factor activity, RNA polymerase II-specific
Source: RefSeq, a predicted model, not a curated record
GAGAAAAAUAAAAGUUUUUAUUUCUCGAAUCUUUCAUUCGAAAAGUUUAUUUACUUAUUUUCCUGUGAGUGCUAAUGAACAUUAUAUAAGAAAAUGCACGUGGAAAUAUUAGUUCAAAAUUAUGUUAAACAAUAAUUGAAAAAAAAUCUAAAUUUUAUAGUACGUAUUACCUGUUUUACGUAUGUUUACGUAAUCUAAAUUAUUUUGAAACUCCGAUAAUUUUUAAGUUUUUCUUUCAAAUGAAAACGUCAUUGUAGGAGAACUUCAGAAGCAAUAGAUUGGAUUAAAAUCAAUUGAUUUAGACUCUGAGUCAGAAUCUUCUAUAACAGUCGUUCACACCUGUAAGUGAUGAUGGUUCCGGAAAUGCGGAGUUGCCGUUACCAGAAGUCUUCACCCCCUCUCACUUCAACACCUCCUUUCGUCAGUAGUACCACUCAACAGUCACAUUACGACAUGACCUACGGACCUCCCCAGCACUUUGACUAUCACAGGUCCACACAACAGUACAACAACAGAUAUUUCUGUAGUCAAGAGGAUGCAUCAGCCAACAGACCUUGCCACCAACAGAAGCAGCAGCAUCCAUACACUAUGGAAGUCAUACCAGAAGAUCAUUUGAACGAGAACUUUGGCUACGAAAAGAACGCAGAAAAGAUUCAACGAUGCCAAUCAUCAGAAGUAUCCACUUCUUCAGAUGAUACAAGAAUUUGUAUGGAGAUGAAAGAUACAAGACUUCCUUCGACUGCAGAACCAGUUCAGUAUCAACCGUCCUUCACAUCCAGCUCUUCCGCUUCCACAUCUCCCGGGACACCCUCCCAAUAUUCGCACUCAGAAAGAGAUUGUUACCGCCAUGAAGAUUAUCUAUCCAAUCAUUGUGCCUUUAUGUCGCCCCAACAACAAAGCUCAACAUCUCGCUCAAAAAAUCCGGCAUCAGGUAGUGAGGAUGAAGAUGAGGAGGAAGAAGAUGAAGAGGAGCAGCAUGUCCUAGCUCCCCCUCCCCUGCACAGGGGGUCGAACUCCAUGGAAGGUCACGUUACAGACACUGGUCGCCGAUGCUUACUGUGGGCAUGCAAAGCCUGUAAAAGAAAGAAUCCGACUGUAGACAGAAGAAAAGCAGCUACAAUGAGAGAACGCAGGAGGCUCAGAAAGGUGAACGAAGCUUUCGAGACACUAAAACGAAGAACGAGUCCGAAUCCGAACCAGAGGCUACCAAAAGUAGAAAUACUUCGAAAUGCAAUCGAUUACAUCGAACAUUUAGAAGAAAUUCUGCAAGGGACACACGGAAUUAGAACUCGACAGCUGAUUGGCGACAGACGGAAUCUUAUUCGAGAUAUGAGUACUUAUGACUACAGGAAUGUGCAUAGUCCUCAAUAUCUGGAUGAACGAUACAGACCAUACAGCGCAGAGCCACAGAGAUUCAGUCCAUUAAGCGGAACAAACGAAACACAAGGUUCGUCACCAGUUUCAAGCUUGGACUGUCUAUCUUUAAUUGUAGAAAGCAUAACCUCCAAUGCAAAUAAUCUUAUAACAACCGUUUCCAUGGCAACAGAUAACAGACCCACUUGAUUAUGGAUAAAUAAAAUUAUGAACAUUUAAAAAACUUUUUACCAAAGAAACUGCGUAGAUUUAUGUAAAAAUAUGAAGUCAUAAAAUGUCUAAUAAUGAAAAUUAUUUCUUUACAAAUACUUCUCAAAUCUUAAGGAUUCUUUUAGUUUCUCAGAAGAUCAACAAUGUGACAGUUGAUUGGAUAAUGAAAUUUUUGAUUUUUCAAAAAUAUUUUGUUGAUUGCUUUAUUUUAGAUGACAAAAAAAGCAUGAGUUUGACAUUGCUUAUGAAUUAUAUACUUUGAAGAAAAAUAUUUAUACCCCAGAAGGAUCAGUUUCUGCACCAAUGCAAAAAACUGCUGCAAUUGUCUCUUUAAUUUGAAAUUGAUUUUUGUCAAAUUUAGUAUGAAAAAUCAAUAAAAAAUGUCAAAAUAAAAACAAUAAUCAAUUGAUGCCAAAUUACAAGCAAAGUGCAAUAUUUUUAGCAACUGUCUACAUUAUUUAUUUUUUCAAUGCAACUCUUAUUGUAUCUAUGUAUUUAUUUUAACAAAACGGAAUGUACCGAAAAUGCCGGCAUUUAUUUAUAGAAAUGUUUAUUGAUUUUGUUUUCAAUGUUACGAUUUUAUCAUCUGAUUUUAUCUUUCAAUAAUUAUUUAAAACAGAACUGAUCACAAAUGAUCAAAGAAUGUAGAAUGUGUCUUUAAAAAUGUAAUAGUUUUAUAUCAGACCUAUUAUAAAUAAAAAUAAAAAAACUUUUUGAGAUUAA